GCUGUCUGUCUCUCUCUCUCAGGUGUGCUGUAAGGUGUGACAGCCUGAUCUGGUCCUACGACUGCCCAACACAACUGGCCGACCUAGAUCCCUCCGUGCAGUAACACUCUACAGGCCAGAGGCUAGCUAGGGCACAACAACACAGAGUGUGAUCCUCUCCACACUACUUAGUGUGCAUCUGUAUGUGACUGAGAGGGAGAUACUGAGUACCCGUGUGUGACUGUACUGUAUUUGAGGAUAUUCUCCCAGAGGACCCAGUCCUUCCCUACGUCGUCAUCAAGAUGAACGUGACGUCGCUAUUCUCCUUCACCAGCCCGGCGGUGAAGAGGCUGCUGGGAUGGAAACAGGGGGAUGAAGAGGAGAAGUGGGCGGAGAAGGCAGUGGACGCCCUAGUGAAGAAACUGAAGAAGAGGAAGGGAACGAUGGAGGAGCUGGAGAAGGCUCUCAGCUGUCCCGGACAGCCCAGUAAGUGUGUGACCAUCCCUCGGUCGUUGGACGGUCGUCUCCAGGUAUCCCAUCGUAAAGGUCUCCCCCACGUCAUCUACUGCAGAGUGUGGAGGUGGCCCGACCUACAGUCUCAUCACGAACUCAAGGCCUUGGAGUGCUGCCAAUUCCCCUUCACGGCCAAACACAAAGAUGUCUGUAUCAACCCCUACCACUAUAAGAGAGUGGACAGUCCUAUGCUGCCCCCUGUCCUGGUCCCUAGGAACAGCGACCUCACAGCGAGGCCGGGGAUGCAGCCCCGUUACCAUGGCGCCAUCGACCAGAACGAGCCUCUCAUGCCCCACAACGCCACUUUCCCAGAAUCCUUCCCUCCAGGCGGGGGCGGCAACGGAGGGUUGGCGUUCCCUUGUUCCCCUGGCAACAGCUUCCCCAGUUCGCCUGGCAGUGGGUCCAGCAGUAUCUCCGCGUUCCCCCACUCCCCACUUAGCUCCGACCCAGACAGCCCCUUCCAUGUCCCGGCUGACACCCCGCCCCCAGCCUACAUGCCUCCAGAUGAUUAUCUGAUUCAGGACUGCACCCAGCCAAUGGAAACUAACCUCCUCGCCAUGCCAACCGGCCUAGAUACCAACAACAGGCCAGAUGUUCAGCCAGUAGCUUACGAGGAACCAAAACACUGGUGUUCUAUAGUGUACUAUGAGCUGAAUAACCGCGUGGGUGAGGCGUACCUGGCGUCAGACUCCAGUGUUCUGGUCGACGGCUUCACCGACCCGUCCAAUAACCGCAACCGCUUCUGCCUCGGCCUGCUGUCUAACGUCAACCGCAACUCGACCAUAGAGAACACACGCAGGCACAUCGGCAAAGGUGUCCAUCUCUACUACGUAGGAGGUGAGGUGUAUGCCGAGUGUCUGAGUGACACCAGUAUCUUCGUUCAGAGUCGUAACUGUAACUAUCAUCACGGUUUCCACCCCACCACGGUGUGUAAGAUCCCUAGUGGCUGCAGUCUGAAGAUCUUUAACAACCAGGAAUUUGCCCAGCUACUGGCCCAGUCAGUGAACCACGGCUUUGAGGCUGUUUACGAGCUCACCAAGAUGUGUACCAUACGCAUGAGCUUCGUCAAGGGUUGGGGUGCAGAGUACCACCGCCAGGACGUGACCAGCACCCCCUGCUGGAUAGAAGUGCACCUGCACGGCCCUCUACAGUGGCUGGACAAAGUCCUCACACAGAUGGGCUCUCCCCAUAACGCCAUAUCCUCCGUGUCCUAACACACACAGCCACACACACACACAGACACACAGACACACACACACACAGACACACAGACACACACACACACAGACACACACACAGACACACACACACACAGACACACACACACACACACACGCACAGGCACACACAGACACGCACAGGCACACACAGACACACACAGACACACACAGACAGACACACACAGACACACACACAGACACAACACACAGACACACACAGACACACACAGACACACACAGACACACACACAGACACACACACAGACACACACACAGACACACACACAGACACACACACAGACACACACACACAGACACACAGACACACACACAGCCUCUCCACAUGUUCAAAUGUUAUUUUUGUAACUUCUUUUUUUAUUAGUUAAAAUCUGCUGAGAGAAAAAACCACAACACAACGUUAUUCAUCAUCCCAUAUUACAAUAUCUGUCUUGACUGGAGUAGCCUAGAGAAGCAGCUAUGGCUAGCUAGGCUAAUUGAGGCCACGUGCUGCAAUUUCUCCCCAACCCCAUUCAGAUGAAAACAUCCGCCUUCCUAUUGGUUACUCCCAACCCCAUUCAGAUGAAAACAUCCGCCUUCCUAUUGGUUACUCCCAACCCCAUUCAGAUGAAAACAUCCGCCUUCCUAUUGGUUACUCCCAACCCCAUUCAGAUGAAAACAUCAGCCUACCUAUCGGUUACUCCAACCCCAUUUUUGCUAACUUUGAGUUCACAUAUGUUAUUCCAUCUUGCAUUAGUGAACUCACUCCACUUGCGUCACAUUGAGCCUCUUUGAUUGGCCAACAUAACAACAAGCUACACAGUAAAGGCUACCGGUCUUUUUUACAGGACCACAUUAUAAAAACUACCUUGAAAAGUUUGUGAAUUAUCUGAUAUUUCAUGGUAUAUCCUUGUAUGUAGCAAUGUCACAUGGGUAAUUUUAAUUUACCAUGACCAAGCUGGACAAUCAGGACUGAGGGAUUAUCUGGCCUCAAUCGGGACCGAGACAUCUGUGAUCGGCUAGCACUGCCUGGCCUCAAUCAGGACCGAGACAUCUGUGAUCGGCUAGCACUGCCUGGCCUCAAUCAGGACCGAGACAUCGUCUGUGAUCGGCUAGCACUGCCUGGCCUCAAUCAGGACUCUUCUGUGAAGGACUUAGGUAGGACACACGUGACUGUCCUCGAUGAAUGGUGGCUAUCGAGGAGAGGAGGGACGGUCUUCCGUUCGCCUGCUAACGAAUUGCCAUCUCCUUGACUACCUAUUGGUUUCUGGGUCACGGAGGAGAGCGGGUGGAGGAUGGACUUUAGCCCAAAUGAGAGAAGGCCCUUUCCAGUGCGUUUAUAUUCCUCUUUAUAUUCAGGUUAUGUCCCAAAUGGAACACUUGUUCCCUUUUAUAGUGCACUACUUUAACCCCAAUGGACCGUGGUCAAUAGUAGUGGACUAUAAAUGUAAGAAGGGUAUCAUUUGGUUGUUGUGUCACUACAGUAGUAUAUGUUUAUCUCAAAUGGCCCCCUAUUCCCUACAUAGUGCACUACUUUAGACCAGGACCUAUAGGGCACCCUAUUCCCUACAUAGUGCACUACUUUAGACCAGGACCUAUAGGGCACCCUAUUCCCUACAUAGUGCACUACUUUAGACCAGGACCUAUAGGGCUCUGUAUAGGAAAUGGGCUGCCAUUACAAACAGACGUGAUGUGCUGUCUGUUCCAUAAACACCUGUAGUUUUUAUUUUUUUUAAUUGAAAUAAAAAGCGAGCAUUUCUUAUUGGA
Messenger RNA from Oncorhynchus kisutch (coho salmon), 3476 nucleotides. Its product is annotated as mothers against decapentaplegic homolog 1. The record is from RefSeq and is a predicted model, not a curated record. Lineage: Eukaryota; Metazoa; Chordata; Actinopteri; Salmoniformes; Salmonidae. The transcript has 8 exons. Gene Ontology annotation, molecular function: DNA-binding transcription factor activity, RNA polymerase II-specific; RNA polymerase II cis-regulatory region sequence-specific DNA binding; I-SMAD binding. The coding region runs from base 282 to 1706 and encodes 474 amino acids. Gene Ontology annotation, biological process: anatomical structure morphogenesis; SMAD protein signal transduction; regulation of transcription by RNA polymerase II. Gene Ontology annotation, cellular component: heteromeric SMAD protein complex.